This is a messenger RNA of Talaromyces proteolyticus, 2455 nucleotides long. Its product is annotated as putative trehalose synthase (Ccg-9). The transcript has 6 exons. Bases 305 to 2386 code for a protein of 693 amino acids. NCBI's taxonomy places the organism in Eukaryota, Fungi, Ascomycota, Eurotiomycetes, Eurotiales, Trichocomaceae. The record is from RefSeq and is a predicted model, not a curated record. Gene Ontology annotation, molecular function: glycosyltransferase activity.
CUACUAUCUACUAGUCAAUCUCUAUACUUCUACUAUAUCUACAGAGUCGAGGAAACACACUUCAUGCAUGUCUGCAGAUUGAUCAGGCAAUCAGAGUCUCUCUCUCUCUCCUAUGGAGCAACUUUCUUCCUCCAGCUGUCUCGUGAUGAUGGGUUACUCUGAUUAGUAUACGUCAUCGACGUGUCAUCCGGCGCGGCCGGGGAUACAAAACUCACUCUCAUGGUUCAGUGAUAGUUGGUACUGCCACCAUGUGAGUUUUCAAAUCGCAUACGACUUUGAAGGCUCAGUUUCUGCUCGCCUAGGAAUGAUGUCUUCGCACGAACCUCACCACGCCUUUCAGCGUCGUGGAUCGGCUUACCAGUUAGACCUCCUGCGCCAGCAUGCGCAGAAAAACUCCUGGUCCGGCCCGCCGUUAGAUACUCUAUACGCAGGUCUUUCAGUAAAGUUCAAUCAUGAGAACACCAUUGUCGCAAUUGCGAUUCGCGACACCACCUAUCUCCUGGACUUUUACGAACACAAAUUUGAGAAAUCUGGCGGCAAACACAUCUCUAAAGAAGAGAUAGCAGAAUUUAUUCUCAUGAACCUGUCCGAAUACAGCCAGGAGCACAUGGAGCGUAUCAUGGGUUUGGCCAUGCCGGAAGAUAUCGCAGUUCGCAUUCCAACAUUAUGCUCACGUCUCUGGCACGCGCUGGAUAUCGUUCCAAUAGUCUUCCGAGAAGGUGCACCAGUCUCGACAUUCUGGUCUAAACAUAGAAGCACGAAAUGGGAAGCUAAAAGUCUCGAUGAAAUGGCCGAGUCAAUGGCCAGAAGAUGCCUAAGAUUCUUCGGCCCGGGUAAUAAUCCCAUAACGGAGGUUGGCUUACAAGGCCGCGUCGAAGUGGACUCUGCAUUCCGCAUCCGCAUUGCCAGUCUAGAUGACUACAAGGGUACAGUUGGGCCUACUACCUGGGCGGCUGUACAGCAUUAUGCUGCCGAUUUGAAGCAUCGCAAGGUAAAAAUUGCGUUUUUCAGCGCAACUCCCCAGGGUGGUGGCGUUGCUCUUAUGCGUCACGCGCUGGUGCGAUGCGCCGUAAAUAUGGACGUGGACCUUAAAUGGUAUGUGCCCAAGCCUCGUCCAGGUGUUUUUCGUAUCACCAAGACAAACCACAACAUCCUCCAAGGGGUUGCGGCUCCAGAAGAACGCUUCGGCCCCCAACAGCAAAAAGAAAUGAGUGAUUGGUUAUGCGACAAUGCGAAUAGAUACUGGGUCUCUUCCGGAGGCCCAUUAAGUCCACCAUCUGAAGGAGGAGCUGAUAUCAUAAUCGUAGACGAUCCCCAGAUGCCAUCCCUUAUACCAAUAGCAAAGAAAAUAGCACCCAACCGGCCCGUCAUUUUUCGUAGCCAUAUUCAGAUUCGAAGUGAUCUCGUCAACACACCUGGUACCCCACAGGCUGAGGCAUGGGAAUGGCUUUGGGAGCGUAUCAAGAUGGCGGACUUGUUCAUCAGCCAACCUGUUGAAUCAUUUGUUCCAGCCGACAUCCCUCACGAAAUAGUCGGCUAUAUGCCGGCUUCAACUGAUUGGCUUGAUGGACUUAACAAAACAAUGCGUGAUUGGGAUAUCGCCUUUUACGGCCGGUUUUUCAACACCUUGUGCCGAAAUAGCCAGGUCACAACGAUCGAAUACCCCGACGACCAAUACAUUAUUCAGGUUGCCCGCUUCGACCCAUCAAAGGGCAUUAUCGAUGUCCUGGACUCAUACGCAAAGUUCUUCGAUCUCCUUACUAAGAAGUCUCCCAAUAUCAAGCCACCAAAACUUCUUAUUUGCGGCCACGGUUCCAUAGACGAUCCCGAUGGCAGCUUGAUCUAUGAUGAGGUACGGGAUCACCUGAGAGAAGAACUCUCUAACCUAGUGGAUCAUGUCUGUAUCAUACGGCUCGGCCCGGCCGACCAAGUGCUCAACGCGCUUCUUUCAAAGGCGAAGAUCGCUCUACAGCUGUCCACUAGAGAAGGGUUUGAAGUAAAAGUUUCGGAGGCUAUUCAUAAAGGAAAGCCCGUAAUUGCGAGUAUGGCUGGCGGUAUUCCCUUGCAAGUGCAGGAUGGAGUAAACGGAUUCCUAGUCGAGGUUGGCGACACAGAUGCUGUUGCAAAACAUCUGUAUGAUCUCUGGACGGACCAUGAUCUGUACAAUCGCAUGAGUCAUACGGCACUGAAUACGGUCAGUGAUGAAGUUAGCACUGUAGGCAGUGCGUUGACUUGGCUAUAUCUCGCGUCGGAACUCACGAAAGGCAAGACUCUCAAGCCCAACGGGAGAUGGAUUAAUGAUAUGGCCAGAGAAGAGGCUGGUCAACCGUAUCGACCAGAGGAGAACAGACUGAAGCGUGCUGUGAAAGUUGAAAAUAUGAAAUAGGUAAGUAGCGUGGUAUUAGCACAUACAAUCGUUUUGUUUUGCUGUAUGUAAUUCAAACUUUCCAAACGC